AUGGCCACAAAAAUUUUUACACCAACGAAUCAGAUAAAGUUAACGAACAUUGCAACAGUUCGAUUAAAGAAGGGUGGCAAACGUUUUGAAAUCGCAUGUUAUAGAAAUAAAGUUAUAUCAUGGCGAAAUAAAGAAGAGAAAGAUAUUGAUGAAGUAUUACAAACACAUACAGUAUUUUCUAAUGUGUCGAAAGGUCAAGCAGCUAAAAAAGAAGAUUUAAUGGCUGCAUUCAACACAGAAGAUCAAACAAAAAUAUGCGUGGAGAUUCUUGAAAAAGGUGAAUUACAAGUGUCCGAUAAAGAACGUCAACAACAUUUUGAAAAUACAUAUAAAGAAAUAGCUUCGAUAGUAUCUGGAAAAUGUAUCAAUCCAGAAACAAAACGUCCCUAUACAAUUUCAAUGAUUGAACAAGCAAUGAGAGAUAUUCAUUAUAGCGUAAAUCCAGGUAGAAAUGCAAAACAACAGGCACUUGAUGUUAUUCGACAAUUGAAACAGUCAGAAAAUAUUAAAAUACAACAAGCACAAAUGAAAGUUCAAUUAACUCUACCGGCGAAAGAUGCAAAACGUGUAAAAGAAAAAGUUCAUAAAUUAACUACAAAUAUUGAGAAUGAAGAGUUUAUGGGUGAUUCAAUGCAAAUGAUUUGUUCGAUUGAUCCUGGAGUUUUUCGUGAAAUGGAUGAAAUUAUUAGGGCCGAAACGAAAGGAAAAGGUCAAUUGGAAUUACUUAGUUUGAUGGAUGUAGUUGAAGGAGACGAAACGUUAAACGAUCUCAAUGACGAAGAGAACUGA
Messenger RNA from Didymodactylos carnosus, 789 nucleotides. NCBI's taxonomy places the organism in Eukaryota, Metazoa, Rotifera, Eurotatoria, Philodinida, Philodinidae. The record is from the annotation of a GenBank genome assembly.